AUGGCAACAGCUAAAUUAAAAAAGGAAAAUUCUGAAUUGAGAGAAGAAAUAGCUCUAUUAAACGUGAAACUAAGUCAAGUUACUAAAGAUUUUGACAAGAAAAUCGACAAAUAUGUCGAACAAGAAAGCGGCUAUCUUGCUGAACAAACCAAAUCUUUGAAUGAAUCCGAAAAGAAAUCUAUACAGUUUAUUAGUGAUCAAUAUGAUGUCUUCGCUAAAUUUAAAGAAAACUCUAUGAAGGAUCUGAAGCUAAUCAAAUCACAGAUUGAUGUAAUAUCGAAAAAGUGUGAGAAUAUUGCAAGUGCAAUCGAGCAAGCCGAAGAGUAUAGCUACAGUACAAUCUUAAGAUUACUGGUGUCCCACAACAACGUGAAGCAGAAUCUGCAGAAGAAACUACGGCAUUGUGUAUAAAGUUACUUCACGCUAUUGGGGCGACAGAUAUCUCUGAAUAUGACAUAGAUAUAGCUCAUCGUGUGCCCGCUAGACAACGUACUCACAUGCCUAACGCGAUUAUCUGUAAAUUUACACGUCGCAUAGCCCGACAUCGAGUGCUUGCUGUAAAGAAACGGACCGAAGGUCUGAAACCUGCACAACUUGAAUUACCUUCCACAAUUCAAAUGGGUGAUAUUAGAAUAUACGAACACCUAACUCCAAGAUUACAAGAAUUGUUAUACGAAGCAAAUAAGUUUAAACGAGCCCAGCAGUAUAAAUUUUGCUGGGUUAAGAACAAAGCAAUUUGUCUUCGUAAGUCUGAUGGCGCUCCGGUCAUUAGGCUCCUCAAGUUGGAUGAUUUGGAAUCAGCCACUUAA
Messenger RNA from Paramuricea clavata, 809 nucleotides. Lineage: Eukaryota; Metazoa; Cnidaria; Anthozoa; Malacalcyonacea; Plexauridae. The record is from the annotation of a GenBank genome assembly.